Molecule: messenger RNA, 2731 nt
Organism: Phragmites australis (common reed)
Lineage: Eukaryota; Viridiplantae; Streptophyta; Magnoliopsida; Poales; Poaceae
Product: cysteine-rich receptor-like protein kinase 6
Exons: 7
Coding region: 242-2242 (666 amino acids)
Biological process (GO): protein phosphorylation
Molecular function (GO): protein kinase activity; ATP binding
Source: RefSeq, a predicted model, not a curated record
GAUCGCAGGUAUUCCAGGUCAACCCUCUCCAGCUCAACCUUUUUAAGGAAAACUGGCAGCUCAAUUAACAAGCCAUUAACCAAACCCCAAAUUAAGCGACUAUUAUAUCUUAAUUAAGUACGUCUUACAUGGUAACCCCGAUGCCUAUUAGUAUAGCUAAGCGCAGCUAGCUUUUGUGUCACUCUGAGACACCAGCAUUAGCUCGAUCCCCCAACGUGUCCUCUCUCAACACCUAGCUGCCAUGCUUGUCGUCUUGCUCCUACUCCUCGCCACCGCCUCCUCGCCGGCGCCGGCAGCGGACGACGGCGGGGCCUUGCCGGUGGUGAACCCCAUCGACUACUCCUGCCGCCCCACGGCAACAAGCGUCCAGCGGACGUACCUGCCCAACAGCACGUUCGCGGCCAACCUCGCCAGCCUCUCCUAUGUGCUCCCGAAGAAAGCCUCGGCAUCGGGCUUCUCGGCGGGGGCCUUCGGCGUGGCCCCGGACACGGCGUACGGGCUCGUGCUCUGCCGCGGGGACUUCACCGGCGGGCAGUGCGUCUCUUGCCUCCAGGCGGGGCUCCGCCACGCGGUGAACCUCUGCCGCGACAGCAAGGACGCGACCUUGUACUAUGACCAGUGCCAGCUCCGGUUCUCCGACCAGGACUUCCUCGCCGGCGCCGACAACUCGCCGGAGAGAGUCGCGAAGAACAUGAACAGCGUGUCCAACGGGAACGUCGACGCGUUCGACGCCCUGGUCACGAGUCUCGUGGGCGCGGUGGCAGACGCGGCCAGCAACGCGAGCAGGAGGUACGCCACGGGCCAGGCCGGGUUCCCGCCGGAGAACAUGAACGUGUACGCGCUCGCGCAGUGCACGCAGGACCUGACGCCGGCGCAGUGCCGAGGGUGCCUCGCCGGCCUCAUCGGCGAGAUGCACGAGUGGUUCACUGGGAGGGUAGGCGGGAGGCUUCUUGGGGUGCGCUGCGACAUCAGGUACGAGAAUGAUGUCUUCUUCGCCACCGCCGGCGACAUGGUGAAGCUCACGCCCUUGGUGAGUUCGUCCAAAGGGCGCAACACAACGCUUUGGAUCGUGGCCAUCGUCGUCCCCGUAUCGGUGCUUCUGAUCUGCUUCUUGGCGUGCUUCCUAUGGAUCAGGAAGCGAAGGAGAAGAGUGAUCAAUAUGUCAGGGACGGUGAGCAUGCCGACCACGUCCAUGGAGAUGGAGCAGGUGCUCAAGCUGUGGAAGAUCGAGGAGAGCGACUCCGAGUUCUUGCUCUACGACUUCGACCAGAUCGCCGACGCCACCAACAACUUCGACGACGACAAUAAGCUUGGCCAGGGCGGCUUCGGCCCUGUGUACAAGGGUGAACUGCCCGGCGGGCUGGAGAUCGCGAUCAAGCGGCUGUCGUCUUGCUCGGUGCAGGGGCUUAUGGAGUUCAAGAACGAGAUCCAGCUGAUCGCCAAGCUGCAGCACACGAACCUGGUCCGGCUGCUGGGCUGCUGCGUCCAGGCGGAGGAGAAGAUGCUCAUCUACGAGUACAUGCACAACAAGAGCCUCGACUUCUUCAUCUUCGACGGUGAGAAGGGGGCGAUACUGACCUGGGAGAGACGGUUCCGCAUCAUCGACGGGGUCGCGCAGGGGCUCCUCUACCUGCACAAGCACUCGCGGCUGCGGGUCAUACACCGGGACCUCAAGGCGAGCAACAUCCUCCUGGACCGCGACAUGAAUCCCAAGAUCUCCGACUUCGGCAUGGCCAGGAUAUUCUGCUCCAACGUCACCGAGGCCAAUACCACCAGGGUCGUCGGCACGCAUGGUUACAUUGCGCCGGAGUACGCUUCGGAGGGCCUGUUCUCCAUCAAAUCAGACGUGUUCAGCUUCGGCGUCUUGCUCCUCGAGGUCAUAAGCGGGAAGAGGACCGCCGGGUUCUACCAGUACGGCAAAUUCUUCAACCUCACAGGAUAUGCGUAUCAGCUGUGGCAUGACGGGAAAUGGCACGAGCUGGUGGACCCGGCGCUGGGCGACGGCUUCCCGGUGUCCGAGGUGAUGAAGUGCGUGCAGGUGGCGCUUCUCUGCGUGCAGGAUAGCGCUGACGACCGGCCCAACAUGUCCGAGGUCGUUGCCAUGCUGGGCAGCGAGGGGCUAACGAUGCCGGAGCCCGGGCAGCCGGCCUACUACAACGUCAGGAUCUCCAGCCUCGCCGUGUCGUCGCGGGUGUCGGAGUCCGACUCGUGUCGGGGUGUCCGAUUCGGCAAAAAAAAUUGAGACACGCCAAAUAGUACUUGAAAUCCGACACAGAUACGCGAGUGUCUGACUCAACAAAAAUUUUUGAACACGGAUGUCCGGGUAACACUGGCGAGUCCUCCUGCAGGUUCAGCAACAUACCCCUGACGGGUGACGAAGGCAGAUAAGGAGCAGAAGCGGACCUAUACUAUAGUGAGUGGGUGCAUAUGCUCCCACUCAAUUUCUGACACUACACUUUGGUUUUCUAUAUUUUGCACUUAAGACUUUAUAGUUUUUUAAUCUCUAUAUUUUGCGCUAGGUCUACCCCUGAAUAGCAGGCAAAAAUCAGAAUAGGUUGACAUAGUUGAUGCAAGAGAUGCCCGUGCCUAUCGACAUGUUAACUGAUCUUCUUGACCACCUCUCGUAGUUCUAAGUCCAUUUUUGAAGUGGCUUCAGUGGUCUACUACUCCGUAAACUUGUAAUACAUGUACGUGGCUGUAACUGUAUGUUUUUUAAGAGUUGUACGCUUAA